AUGAGUGGAGCGGCUUCUCAUGAGCCCGGGGGCUUUCCCGAACUGGAAGAAGAGACACUGCGACACCUGGAGGGGAAGUCCUAUGUUGUCGGCACCAACGAGUACCGUCUGACCCGUCUCGUUGGGGAAAGUAUGAAUAUCUAUCAUAGAUUGCGACGCGCAGUGUUUUGGGCGACCAGGAUCAGUGACGGCUUCGAGGUCGUCGUCAAAUUUUUUAUUGAGUGCGGCUUCCACAAACCCCCUUAUUUCUUACAACACCCUAUCCUUGCCACUGUGGACCCACACCGGGGCAUCUUCAACCGGCUCAGAAGCACCGUAAUCGAAGGCGAAUUCCAAGCACUCGACGCGGCGGAAGAUGUGAAGGGUCUUCCACACAUUCUCGAUCGUAGUAGGAGCAGCGGCGAGGUGGUGCAAGGCCCGGAGUUCGAAUAUCCCGGAGGUAGACUGGACAUCGUGGCUAUGACCCGGCUGCCCGGGUAUCCACUGAAUUUUUUUGAAGGGCAGCUUCAGCUGUGGGAAGUGGAUCAUGUCAAGGGUGAAGUUCUGCGGAUUGUCAGGGAGCUGAGGCAACGGGGCCAGGCGUAUGUCGACGGUGACCCAGACAAGGUUAUCUUCGACAGACGGAGUCUACAAAGUGGGUAUCUGCUCUCUCGGACGCGCACAUCCCACCUCUCUUCGCGAGUUCCCUAUUAG
This is a messenger RNA of Aspergillus aculeatus ATCC 16872, 693 nucleotides long. RefSeq lists its product as uncharacterized. The record is from RefSeq and is a predicted model, not a curated record. The transcript has 4 exons. Bases 1 to 693 code for a protein of 230 amino acids. Lineage: Eukaryota; Fungi; Ascomycota; Eurotiomycetes; Eurotiales; Aspergillaceae.